AGCGUCCUGCUUGGAGUUUAUUCUAGUUACUGGAAGUGUGGUAAAGUGAGUGCAUUGAUUUUCGUGAAGGAUUUUAAUUUAAGUUUUUAUUAAAAAUUAUGAAUUUAAGAUAGAUCUCGAAAUCUCUCGAAAUCUUACGAUGAAUCGGAAUGAGAAGCAAAAAAUAACGGAAAUUCGUCUUCAACGAUAACAGUGAUUUCUUUCCAUAAUGAGAUAAAUAAAAUUAUUUUCAAAUUAAAUUAAGUUCAACAUUCUUUUUGAUAAAGAUCAUAAUGUGGCCGCGAUUGAGAAGAUCAUGUCGGACAUGGUCAAUUAUUUUUUCAAUUUUUCUAUUGAUGGGUAUUUUUUUUAUUUGGUCAUGGAAAAAGGAUGACAAAAAUAUUCGCAAUGAUUAUAUUUCUCUUCGGUUGUUAGACAAUCAAAAAGAUUACAUAGAUCGUAAAGGAAUACACGUCGUAGUAGGACAUUAUAUCGGAGAUUCUGUGGAUCCAAUGAAAACUCCAAACAUUACGAAAGAUCUUAUUAACAAAAAUAUGUUUAAUCCGCGACCAUUUGAAGGAAAGAAUGGCAAUCCAGUUAUUGUACCAGCGAAAGAUUUUUACAAAAUGCAACAACUUUUUCAAAUUAAUCGAUUUAACUUAAUGGCUAGUGAUAGAAUACCAUUAAAUCGCACUUUACCGGAUGUUAGAAGAAAAGGAUGUAUAACACGAUAUAUGAAUUUGGGUAAUUUACCCAAAACAUCAAUAAUUAUCGUUUUUCAUAAUGAAGCUUGGAGUACAUUAUUGAGGACUGUAUAUAGUGUAAUUGAUAGAUCUCCAAUACAAUUAUUAGAAGAAAUUAUUCUUGUUGAUGAUAAUAGUGAUAGAGAUUUUUUGAAGGACGCGUUAGAUGAACAUAUAAAGAAUUUACAAGUUUCCACUAAAGUUCUUCGUUCUAAGAAACGUAUAGGUCUAGUGAAUGCAAGACUUUUAGGUGCCAAUAAAGCUAAAGGCGAAGUUCUCACAUUUCUUGACGCACACUGCGAAUGCACGGUUGGAUGGUUGGAACCCUUGCUUGAAGCAGUGGCCAAGAAUAGAACUCGAGUAGUAUCUCCCGUUAUCGAUAUAAUAAAUGACGAUACUUUUAGUUAUACUCGAUCUUUCGAAUUGCAUUGGGGAGCAUUUAAUUGGGAUUUGCAUUUUCGCUGGCUAACGUUAAACGGCCGAUUAUUGAAAGAAAGACGCGAAAAUAUUGUUGAACCAUUUAGAACACCCGCUAUGGCUGGAGGAUUAUUUUCCAUGAAUCGAGAUUAUUUUUUUGAAUUAGGUGGUGUUGGAGAGAUUCUAUACGGAAAUCUCGCUAGGGUAGCUUUAGUUUGGAUGGAUGAAUGGGCAGAGUUUUAUUUUAAAUUUAAUGCAGAGGCAGCUAGAUUAAGAGACAAGCAAACAAUUCGAUCUAGAUUGGAAUUACGUAAAAAAUUACAAUGCAAAAAUUUCGAGUGGUAUUUAGAUAAUAUAUGGCCAGAACAUUUCUUUCCUAAAGAUGAUCGUUUCUUUGGGCGGAUUGUGCAUAUAUUAUCAAAGAAAUGCAUUAUGCGACCAUCUGCGAAAGGAACAUAUUCUCAACCAUCAGGAUAUGCAAUCCUUCAUUCAUGUGUUCCACGGCCAUUACUUAAUCAAAUGUUUGUGAUGACAGCGGAUGGAAUUAUAAUGACUGAUGAAAGCGUUUGUUUGGAUGCACCUGAGAACGAUACACAUCAAACGACACCAAAGGUUAAAAUAAUGGCAUGUAACAGUCAUAUUAGGCAAAAAUGGCAAUAUGACAAACAAGCACAGACAUUUUUACAUAUAUCUUCCGGAAUGUGCUUACAAUCAAAUAACGAAGAAGGUCCUGUGAUAGCAACUUGUACAAAAAACAUGGAUCAGAAAUGGUUAUUGGAAUCAAUUCCUUGGAAAUAAUAUUAUCAAUAAUUUUUUAAUAUUGCAUGCAAUAAAUGCAAGAACAUUUAAAGACAAUAGCUGCAGAUAUAAGAAAAAUAUAUCUAUAUUUUUCGAAAUUGUUUUAAUCAGAAAUUUAAUUCAUUUUUAUACGUCAAUUUUCUAAAAAGAUAUUUGUAAAUAAAUUUAUAUAUAACUUAUAUAAAAAUAUUUUAUUGAUAAUUUAUAAAAAGGAAUUUUUUGAAAGAUUCAAUUUACUAACAAUAAUUGGUAUUGUGUUCAAUAAAUACACAUACAUCGUAAUCAAUCGCAAUUUUUUCUUUAGAUUAUAUAAUAAAAGCUUAAAAUAAAUAAUAAAUUCUUGUCAAUUCUGGAGAAGAUGCUGUUCAUAGUUGUUGAAUUCACCAAACUACUAAAGUUACAAUCAAAUAAUGAAUAUGAUCAUCUUUAUUCAUCAUUAUCAAGGUUGUGUUUUAUUCAAGAUUAAUGAAUUUAAACAUGUUUUGCAUUUACAUUACAAAAUUGAUUUUAAUUAAAUAUUCAUAUCAAUAAUUUGUCCAAUAAAUGCAAUUUUAUGAAAUUUCACUUUAUCCUUUUAUUAUUAUAUUCAGUUUUUACUAACAACUUUUCCAUCAAAGACAGCAAGUACUAAAUAAAAUUGUUUCUUCCAGAGAAAUAUUUUAAACAUCAUUUUGAUUAAAACAAUUGGAAUCCUAUUAUAGUCUGAUUGACGUAGUUUAUCAAUAUGUGGGUCAAAGUCAUGUUCUCGGCGAGGCCAAGAAGCUACUUAGCUUGAAGUGGCCUAGUCUCCCUGUUCGUUCGAUGUAUGAUCACCUCCAAUCCAAGUUUGGCUGAUACUGAAACGAGUGAGUCUUUAUUUAUAGAUCAGUAUCGUUCCAUUAAACCCAUUGAUCCUUCUCAAAUUUUUUAAUUUCAUGGAAAAAUCAACGAACGAAUUUCCAAAUGUUACACUUUUUUUAAGUAUUAAUGAAAUAUGAUUGAUGAAAUACAUAUAUUUUGGAAUAAUUAUGAGUGAAAGAUAGAAAAAUCAAAAUCAAGAUCAUUGGACUUAUAGAAGAAAAAUCUAAGAUCUCCGCUUGGUCACGUUUUUCUCUAAUUCACCGUUUGUUCUGGUUCUCAUAUACCUAUGACCCUGAAUAUCUUACCGUUUCUCACAUUAAUUACGUGUCCUUUUUCAUGCGGUAGAAACGAUUUUCUGGAGACGCGAUCAUCUUUGAAGAGGUAAAAUGAAGUAGAAUAAACUAUUGUUUACACAAAAUGAUGCAUAGUGAUGGAAUUUAAAAUAUUAGAAAGUAUUUUAGGUAUUAAAAAAGAAAAAAAAAAAGGAUGGACGAGUAGGUAAUUUUGUAACACUAAAAAUAAUAAUGAUAAAUAUUACAUUUCUCCAACAAAGAUAACUGGAUUUCGAUCAAUUAAAACUUCUUCAUCCUCUUGAACCAUUCUCGGAAUCUAGGCGACUUUCUUUUAACAACAUGUUUGCACUAUCACCGAAAAACUCGUAGGGAUACAAAAAUGGGGAGUUUAAUGGAAGAUUGAGAGAGGUAUAACGCGGGCAAGAACGCGGUGAGAGAGCGGAGAAAGUAAACGCAAGUACGAUGAGAGUUUCUUUAAAAUGAAUUUCCACGUGUAAGUUCGUUUCUCUCUUUGUGUACAUCAAUGUAUAUAUAUAUAUAUAUAUUUUUUUUUUUAAUUCGAAUAUUACAUAUAAACAUAUAUACAGUCACCACUAUAUUCUACAGGACGCGCGACUACAGGGUUAAACGGUGUAUGUUUCUUUUUAGGAGUGAAAAAAAAAAAAAAAAAAAAA
This is a messenger RNA of Apis mellifera (honey bee), 3744 nucleotides long. Its product is annotated as polypeptide N-acetylgalactosaminyltransferase 13. Gene Ontology annotation, cellular component: Golgi apparatus. The transcript is spliced from 12 exons. The coding region runs from base 273 to 1937 and encodes 554 amino acids. The record is from RefSeq and is a predicted model, not a curated record. NCBI's taxonomy places the organism in Eukaryota, Metazoa, Arthropoda, Insecta, Hymenoptera, Apidae.